Corvus hawaiiensis (hawaiian crow) is the source of this 858-nucleotide messenger RNA. It is a transcript of the gene GNG3, whose product is annotated as G protein subunit gamma 3. The record is from RefSeq and is a predicted model, not a curated record. The coding region runs from base 45 to 272 and encodes 75 amino acids. The transcript has 3 exons. Gene Ontology annotation, molecular function: G-protein beta-subunit binding. Gene Ontology annotation, biological process: G protein-coupled receptor signaling pathway. Gene Ontology annotation, cellular component: heterotrimeric G-protein complex. Lineage: Eukaryota; Metazoa; Chordata; Aves; Passeriformes; Corvidae.
CAUCGCCGGGACCGGAGCGGCCGCGGGUCCUGCAGAGCCCCCCCAUGAAGGGCGAGCCCCCCCCCAGCAGCACCCUGAGCGUGGGCCAAGCCCGGAAAAUGGUGGAGCAGCUGAAGAUCGAGGCCAGCCUGUGCCGGGUGAAGGUGUCCAAGGCGGCGGCGGAGCUGCUGAGUUACUGCGAGGCGCACGCCUGCGAGGAUCCGCUGCUGACCCCGGUCCCCACCUCGGAGAAUCCUUUCCGCGAGAAAAAAUUCUUCUGUGCCCUCCUCUAGACUCCCCCCCAAAAUUUGGGGGACCUCCCCCUCACAUUUUGAGGCACCCCCGCACCAUUUAGGGCCGAUUUCACCCCAAAAAUGAGGAGCAAAAAGAGGGGGGUGGGGUUGCUUUGGGGGUUUUGGGGUUUCCCCCAUGGCAAGGACCCCCCCCAUAAAUUGGGGACCCCCCAAAAAAGCCUUGGGGAGGUCCCAGCUCUGGAACUAGGGGGGUUAAGGGGGUUUUGGGGUCCCUCAACCCCAAAAAGGCUUCAAGGAUGGACUCAGGGAAGGUUCUGGAAUGGGGGGAAGGGGAGACCCCCUCCCCCUAAAAUCACCCCCAGAUUCCCCCCCUGUCACUCCCCACCCCUUCCUCAAAAUGGGGACCCCCAAACUUUAGGACAACCCCCAAAAUUCCUCAUCUCUCACCUCCCCUCACCCCAAAUUCUCGGGGUUCCUCUCCUCCAACACCGACCUGCACCCAAAUUUAGGCUCUAAUGGACCCCUAAAGCCUCGGGGGGGGGGUUAAAAGGGGGGGUUCUCCCAAUUUUGGGGGGUCCCUGGUGUGUCCCCCUCCCCAAAUAAACACUUGGCGGCACAGACGGAA